Molecule: messenger RNA, 1788 nt
Organism: Exophiala spinifera
Lineage: Eukaryota; Fungi; Ascomycota; Eurotiomycetes; Chaetothyriales; Herpotrichiellaceae
Exons: 3
Coding region: 1-1788 (595 amino acids)
Source: RefSeq, a predicted model, not a curated record
AUGAGUGAAGAACGAGAACAGGUCCCUGUCUUCUGCUUCAUCGGCCAAAUACCUAGCCCUGUGGCUGGCGAUACUUAUGCUCGACGAACUCGUGAACUGAACAUUGCUGCCAUCAGGGCGCAUGCUGCCAGGGUCACCCAUCGCCGAAAAAAGCAAACCAAACAAGGUCACUACCAUGUCAACCUGCCGAAGAAACGAGUGGAUCACAGGAAGGGCGAUGUUGCUUCAAGUGCCGACGAGGAGGGCAAGAAGGUCUGGAGAUCGCGCCGAGAUGUGGUAGCAAGCCUAAAUACGGAGUUUCUGCUCGAUCAAACGACCAGAGACCCUUUCAACAACGAGUCUACAAGAAAGCUGCCGUUGGUGGUGCAUGACCUAAUGAAUUUCGCUUACGACCAAUUGUUCCCACGCAAUCUACCUGGCAUCCCUACCUCUACAGUGAAAACUAUCAUGACCUCGAGGCGAAGAGCAGCAAUGGAAGACAUCACCGAAUUUCAUGCCCAAGUCUCGAACGCCGCAACAAUGGCUUUUAUGGUGACAUCCGACCAAGCCAAGAUUAGCGUCCUGACCCGCAUCCGAUUGAUUCAUCAGAAUGCAGCUAUCGAGAAGAUCCGGCAAGAGAUGCUCGAGAUAAGGGGCCCUCCAACUGAGAUCUUCAUUCAGAGAAUGCUACUCCUCUCAACCCAAGGCGGAGACCCGCUCGAUACGUGGGGGGUCCAGACUCAUCCAGAAUCUCCCAUAGUGAAGGCUAGCAACCUGAAGGGCUACCACAGAUUCAGAAUCAUCCCACAACAUCAUCGCGCACUGGCACACCUUGUUAGAGAAAAGGGAGGCAUCCAAAGUAUCACAAAGGUGCCAGGACUUGCGCAGAAACUUCAGCUGUCGGAUGUUUCCACUGCCACUAGAGAAGGUAGGCGUCCAGCUUUUCCACUGGUCAAUGACUUGUUGGAGUCCGUUGCAAAGGUGAGGUUCUCGCUCGACGAUGAGGCCAUACUUUUUCAGACUGUUCUGGGAGCGGCAAUGGAGCCAUUCCUUCCAAUUUUGGAUCAAACUCUCUCAAAUCUUUUCAUCCAAGCGUGUCUUCUCACCGUUGCCCUAGAUCAAUUCACUCGCGGAGGAAAGGGGCGUCCGUUACUCCACGAAAUCCAUCUGUCUGCAGUUGUUCUUCAACACAGGCUCUAUUCGGCCCCAGCAUUGGCUGAAAUCCUGCCUCAAUACGGCGAGGCAAGCCGCACUGACUACCUCAAUGAAGCGACGCGGCUGGUCCUCAUGAUAUAUAUGGACAUGGUGUUGUGGCCAUUACCCUGGGCAGUGGGUGUGAAGCCUCGGCUUGCUGGAGAGCUGAGGAACAUCUUGCCACAUAUCACUGGAGCACCACCGUAUGAUUUUUCUCCAGUCGAACACUCUCCGCUUGGCUACCUGGGCAUCUACUAUCUCCUGAUGGGUGGCAUUGCAGCCACGUAUACGUCUUACCGCUCCUGGUAUGCCACACAGUUCUUCCAGCAUGUACAUCCGAUCUUUCAGACUUGGGAGGACUUUAAGGAUGUUAUAAAACGAUUCCUGUGGUGGGACUAUGUUAUGGAACCACCAGCUUUCGCGUUCUGGACCGAGUCUUUUGCUGCAGGUCUACCAAAGUCUGUCACUGGACCAGAAAUUCUUACCGCGGACCUGCCAGUGCGACAAAAAGAGCCCUGUCUGGACCCUUUGAGCGAUGCAUCCUAUCGCUACCAACGGCAGCUGUACAUUGAUGCACUUAGCAUGUCAAAUGUAGCUAGUUGCGACCAAAGCUAG